CGAAAUAACGGCCUUUUCCUCCUGAAUUGUCACAGUUGAUUGAAGGCUUUUUCUAUCGAUUAACAAGACAAAGGGAAAUUAUGUCACUAAUGUUGAUGUAUCCGUCCCUCGAAGGUAAUAUAAACAUAGAUUCCAAGAAACCUUAUAAAUGCGUAUCGGCAAUUUUUUUUUCAGAAGUCAGAAGAGACAGAGGUACGUGCCUGCACAAUUAUGGCUACUGGGCACACGAACAGCAAAAGUACAUUGAGAAAAGACUAUCUACAGUGGCUAAGCGUAUACAUGUAUUACCUGUUGACGGUGUAUCUAGAAUGGGCCUGCAGCUGUUGUCACGCCUCUGCCCUCGGCGCCAUUAGUCACUUUGCCACUGGAAAAGCCUCCAAUUCGCUGAUUAACACCACCUACACCAUUAACCAUCCGUGCGACAAAUCCGGCAAUUUGACACUACUUCUAAAUUUCCCUAAAGAAUAUCAGCACGGAUCUGAUCUGUACUUCAUCUGUUCAAACUGUACAGAUUGUGGGCACUGUGGCGCCAUAUUUACCCACACAGAAAUCAAGUUUUGUGGCGACUGUAAAGCGUGUGGUGUCAAGCAGGGAGAUCGCUUGAACUGUACAGCUAACCAGGGGUUACAGGACAGCGACUGCAGAAAAGGAUGUGUGCACGAUAAUCUCACGGACAACUGCGCUGAAAACCAGCCGGACGUGACAAGCCCUAAUACUCCGGGUAAUUUCCAGUCACAGGAUAUGGACUUCACAUCUGCUAAUCUCAGUGCUAACAGGUACGUCGACAUUUCGCCAAGAACGCAUUGGCAAGAGAUAUUGAUCUCCACCAUGUUUUCAGUGGUGGCUCUUGCCAUCCUGUUAGCUCUGAUCAUAUGGCGUACCAACAUUUCACGGCAAACGACAACAAAUGAGGAGCUCCAUGAGACAGGCUUCAGUAAGAUGGACGAAGGAACGAAGAUAAUAGCUAAAAAAAGUUACGGAAGCGAUGACGGUGGCUAUGAUAACUGUCCAACCAAUAGCCACUGUCAGGACACUGUGGAGAGCCUGGAGAUGACCAUCAAGAAUGAGUAACUUUGGCAGUAGCGUAAAACAUUUACUUUUUUCGCAGUGUGUUUCAUGCCGGUUUAAUCCUGGGCUGUCCUGGCGCAAGUCUGCUUUCCCUAGUUAUGUUCUAGUUUUGUACAAACUGUAUGGUAAAAUUAAAUGUGUUCCACGUAAGGUGACGUAAAUCGCAUGGUGACCAGUCAGUUAUACCACGUGCCUUAUUUGUGAAUUCAUCAUUCCUUUGAGUAAAAGGAAUCCAUUAUUGAGAAUUUCAAUAUUGAAUGCCAAAGUUCAUAGGUCAACAUGAAAAUCUAAUGUCAUACUCAAUAUGCUGAGGCAAUCAAAUGUCUGAUCACGUGUCAUAGCUUUAAUAGUUACCUGGAUAUUUUCCCAUGACUACAGUGGCGCUAUA
Messenger RNA from Lingula anatina, 1456 nucleotides. RefSeq lists its product as uncharacterized. Lineage: Eukaryota; Metazoa; Brachiopoda; Lingulata; Lingulida; Lingulidae. The record is from RefSeq and is a predicted model, not a curated record.